This is a messenger RNA of Rhododendron vialii, 2451 nucleotides long. RefSeq names its product preprotein translocase subunit SCY2, chloroplastic. Lineage: Eukaryota; Viridiplantae; Streptophyta; Magnoliopsida; Ericales; Ericaceae. The transcript is spliced from 14 exons. Gene Ontology annotation, cellular component: plastid envelope; membrane. The record is from RefSeq and is a predicted model, not a curated record. Gene Ontology annotation, biological process: protein localization to chloroplast; thylakoid membrane organization; chloroplast organization. Gene Ontology annotation, molecular function: signal sequence receptor activity; transmembrane protein transporter activity. Bases 196 to 1932 code for a protein of 578 amino acids.
CUCAAACAUCCCCAACUGAAUCUAAACCACUGAUUCGGAUUUCGGGGUAACACCACACCUCGAGUACGUAGCUUAGGGAGAAAAAGCGGCAACGGAAAGAAAACAAUUUUACCACGAAGCAGCGGAUUCAAGCACCUUCGGAGUAGUAAUAGUUCUCUCGCUUUGUGGCUCUGAGUCGGCGCCGGAGUUUCGGCAAUGGACGCGACUCCGGCGAUCUCUCAUCCUUUCACUCCCAAAUUCCUCUGCACGAAACACCUCAACGGUGGAGGUGGGAAGACUGUUAACUGUUCGCAAUUCCGUCAUCUGUCCUUUGCUCAAACUUACAAGUCCUGCAAGAUAAAUUGUUCGGGUUUCAGCAGGAGGCCUUUUGUGGUAUUGAAUGAACCCUUUUCGCAGAAGGCUAACAGAAGAUUUUGUAUUUAUGUCUCCAAUGAUUUCCGUGGUGAUAAUAUGAGUGUUGGGGCAACAUCCUCUGAAUCUCAAAAUCCUGAACUUCUUCAGCAAAAAAUUGAUGCGGCGUAUUUACCCAGUUUACAUGAUAUAGAUAACGCCGGCACCUUUCAGUCGAAGCCUAGAAGGUUCAAAAAUCGAUUCUUGAACAUUUUACUUGCUGGUUCCCUCCUCAAUAAUGCUGCUGAAUCUUUUUUCAAGAGUGAAAUACGGAGGAGGUUAUUUGUGACAGCUUUGUUAAUUGUGAUCAGUCGUGUUGGUUAUUUUAUUCCUUUGCCUGGGUUUGAUAGAAGGUUGAUACCGAAGGACUAUCUUACCUUUGUUUCGGGAUCUGUUGGUGAACUUGGUGAUUUCACUGGAGAACUUAAGCUUUCCCUUUUCCAACUUGGAAUCAGCCCACAGAUUGGAGCAUCAAUACUCAUGAAUGUGUUCUGUUACUUUCUUCCCUCGUUUGUGAAGCUGCGGAAAGAAGGCUUGGAUGCUAACGAGAAAAUUAAGAGUUAUAUAUGGUGGCUAUCACUUGCCUUUGCAAUUGUUGGGGGUUUGAGCGUUGCUUAUUAUUCUCUUCCAUAUUCCGUAUAUGCAGCUAGUCACAGGGUGAAGCAUGUGAUGGUGACAAGUUUUCUUUUGGUGUGUGGUGCCAUGACUAUGACAUGGAUUUGCGACAAAAUAACAGAAUCUGGAUUUGGUCAAGGAUCAUCGCUGAUUAUAUGUGUGGGGAUAUUGACUGGUUACAUGAAUACAUUGCACAAUAUGUUAUCUCAGCUCACAGGGAGUGCUGUGUACAAGUGGCCUUAUAUACUUGCAAUAUUGGGUGUCUUUACUUUGGUCACUAUGUGGGCAGUUGUCGUAGCCGAGGGUUACAGGAAAGUCAAGCUGCAAUACUAUGGUUUUAAGCUUGCUUCUGCUUCAAGAAAAGAAUCCCCAAUUACUGAAGUGGAGCCAUACAUUCCGUUUAAUAUAAAUCCAUCAGGAAUGCAGCCUGUUCUCACGACCUCCUAUCUGUUGGCGUUUCCCGGCAUUCUGGCAAGUCUCCUUGGUUCACCUUUCUGGGAACACGUCAAAGAGAUACUGAAUCCUGAGACUUCUCUUGGUGCAGAGCCAUGGGUGUACUACUCAAUUUAUGCUUUCUUUAUUUUCCUUUUCAACAUAGUUGACAUAGCCAACACACCAAAGGAAAUUGCUGAUUACUUAAUUAAGAUGGGUGCCAGAGUACCAAAUAUAAAGCCUGGAAAGGCCACCAUCAAAUACUUAACGAAAAUCCAAGCUUCAACACGGUUUUGGGGUGGGCUAUUGCUAUGUUUUUUGGCAACAUCAUCAUCAAUUCUUGAUCAUUACUUACGACGGAUCAAUGAGGGGUUUGCAAUUGGCUUUACUUCAGUUCUCAUCAUUGUGGGUUCGAUUAUUGAAUUGAGGAGAUCCUAUCAAGCAUACAAUGUAACACCAAGUUUAAGGAAAGUUCUAAAGCGAUAUGGCGUAUGAGUUCCGAAAAAUCUGUUCUUUCAAUUUUCGAGCCGUGUUCUGAUGAGAAUCGUCACUGAUGAGACUUCCUGGGAAAAUAUGCCUGAUAAAUGCUUCUGCUAUCAGGAUCCAGUUCUUAAAUAUGAAAUCAAGAUUCUCAGAAGGUAAGCACCAUUGCGACCAAAUGCGAGUGCUGAGUCUAUUGAUGGGCAUACAUAUACGGGGAUCAGAGCAGGCUUCUGUUUUCUUUUUGGUGGGAAGGUUUUGUUUCAUAUCCCCCAAUCCGGUAUGAUGUGGAAGAAGCGAUUAAGUUGUAAUUCCAGUAAAUUAUGAAGCAUUAGGGUGGCAUUGCAUCUUGAGACUGUAAUUUGAAGUUUUCGGUGUAAUAUGAACAAGUUCGCAUUGUGCAGACACAGGUCAUCAAGAAAAUGUCAUCCAAAUGUCAAAUGUGUAUGCUGGAGGCAUAAUUUACGUAUGAAUUUAUUUUUUGGGGGGGUUCAUUUUUGGCGUUUCAAUGAUAGAAACAAACAUGCUUAUUCA